AUGUCCCCCGACCCCACCGUCCUCUACACCAUGUACCAAGCGUGGAAAACCGCCAUCGACCAAAUCGCCGACAUCGCCGGCCUCUACCCGACCUUCGUGCUGAACAUCUCCCCGGGCAGCGCAGCCCGAGUCGCCCAAACCAACGGAAUCGGGUGGCAAUUCAGCACCGGCUGGGUCAACGCCGAAGACGAUCUCCGCGUCGAGACAUGUAUCCGCCAACUGACUGAACAUCUCCACGGGAUUAAUCAGCAAAACGGCCUAGCGAGGGAUUUUAUCUACAUGGGUGAUGCGGGCGAAUGGCAGGAUGCGUUUGCGGGGUUCCCGGCGGAGAAUGUGCAGCGCAUGAGGGAGAUUCGCGGGAGGUAUGAUCCGUUGGGGACGUUUACGCGGUUGAAUUGGGGGGGGGACUUAAACUCGGGGGUUGAGCUUCACAAGGGUGAGUAA
Aspergillus ibericus CBS 121593 is the source of this 444-nucleotide messenger RNA. RefSeq lists its product as uncharacterized. The transcript has 2 exons. The record is from RefSeq and is a predicted model, not a curated record. Lineage: Eukaryota; Fungi; Ascomycota; Eurotiomycetes; Eurotiales; Aspergillaceae. Bases 1 to 444 code for a protein of 147 amino acids.